This is a messenger RNA of Aspergillus bombycis, 1320 nucleotides long. RefSeq lists its product as uncharacterized. The transcript has a single exon. Gene Ontology annotation, molecular function: glycosyltransferase activity. Gene Ontology annotation, biological process: GPI anchor biosynthetic process. The record is from RefSeq and is a predicted model, not a curated record. Gene Ontology annotation, cellular component: Golgi membrane. The coding region runs from base 1 to 1320 and encodes 439 amino acids. Lineage: Eukaryota; Fungi; Ascomycota; Eurotiomycetes; Eurotiales; Aspergillaceae.
AUGCGUCUCCUCAACAGAAAGCAGAGGCUUUCUCUAAUCACCUUCGCCAUCCUCUACUUCACCCUCUUCUUCAUCUGUCGCGCCAAUUCCGCCCGCGACCCAGGCUCAUCCUUCUUCCAGCCACACGAAGGCUACCGUCCCACAUACAGCCUUACCCGAAUCCAAGAAUCCCUACACUACCUCUCGCGCUUCAACCAAACAACCACCACGCCCCAUAACCAACCACCACCGACCACAAAGGAACAUGUAGACCUCUGUGUGGGCAUUGUGACCGUCAAACGGCCCCUCGCCCAAAACAUAGACACAACCAUCGCCUCCCUCAUCGACAGUCUAAGCCAGCACCAGCGCUCCCAGAUCUCAAUCCACCUCCUCUUCGCCCUCACCACGCCCACAGACCACCCCGACUACAACCACCCCUGGGUGCACAACACAGUCAACCGCAUCCUAACCUACGAGACCCAGAACAUCUCCGCCACCACAUCCUACCUCCGCACCCUCGAAGGAAAUAAAAAGUUCACCGCAGAGAAAUCCCUCAUCGAUUACGCUAUCUCCCUCCACUCCUGCUACGACACCACCGACGCACCCUACUUCCUCAUGCUGGAAGACGACGUCGUCGCCCAGCGCAACUGGUUCCCAACCACCACACAAACCCUCCACAGCAUCGGGGAAUGGGUCCAUCGCGGCAUCGUACCCCGCGACUGGCUGUACCUCCGUCUCUUCUACACCGAGAAAUUCCUCGGCUGGAACGCCGAGAACUGGAAGGAGUAUCUCCUCUGGAGUCUUGCGGCCACCGUCGCAGUUGCGACACUGUGUCUUUGUCUGAGGAGGACCGUGCGCCCCGCACACGAAAUCCUCUCGAACGCCUUCCUGGGCCUUGUCUGCUUCGGCGCCGUGCCAGCCGUCAUUCUAUUGUAUUUCGCAUCGGGGCGGGUCACGGUGCAGAGACCCAUGCGGCCCGGGGUGCACCUGAUGAAUCGACACGGGUGUUGCUCGCAGGCGCUGGUUUUUCCGCGCGAGAAGGUUCCUGAUAUCCUUGAGUAUAUGAAGAAGAUGGAGGAUGCGACGAAGCCGAAGCCGGUGGACUCUACGCUGGAACGACUGGCGAAUGAACAUGGGUUUGAUCGGUUGGCGAUUGCGCCGCCGCAGAUGCAGCAUGUCGGGGCGGCGUCGUAUAAGGAGGACGAGAAGAAAUGGCGGAAGGGGGAGUACUCUGUUCGCGGCGCGCAUGGGGUUUGGAGUAUGGAGUUUGAGAAGGCCUAUUCGGAGUAUGAGUUGGUGCCCUAUGGUGGGCAUAUGGUUGAUACUUAUUGGCCACGGUAA